AUGCGGCGGGAAGAUCUGCUGCAGGCACUGUUGGUCCGCUUUGUCGACCCGCAGCGGGAGGAGCAGGACUGGCAGCUGAUUGCCGCCCUCUUCUACUCGCUCACCAAACUUCUUCUCCCCGCUCAGCGUCUGGAGCAGUUGUACUACCAAUACCUCCAAUCUCAUGGUGGGCGGGCUGCGAUGGAGGCCGCCUGCAAGGAAUACGAAUUGCAGUUACAAACACGGCUUCGACAACGCGCCGCUAACGCUGAGGGGCCUAAUGUUACAGUGGCGAUGGGGGGUCAUCGCGUGAGUUCUGGCUCUGUGGUUUCACCGCGUGGUGCUGCAGGUGGGUUUUUGCCGCCUAUCACAACCGGUCUUGGCCCUUCACCGAGCGGCAGCAGCGGCGGUGCUGGCGUGACCGGUGCGGGGGGUGGCGGCACCAUGGCGCGCCUUUUCACUUCCUUGCCGGCGGGCGGCGCGGAGGGCACAGACGACGGCAGUUUUCCCGUUGGCGCCGCACUGCAGCAACUGACGGCGGAACAGCGCAAGCGCUGGCACCGACUGCGCCAGGAGCCCAUCAGCCCUGAUGUUCUCAUUGCGCUGGUGCAGAGCUUUACUUUGGUGGAAGGUGCUGCAGUGUUUUUGGCCCCUGUGUGCCCGUCGACGGUGAUGGAGUUCAACGGCAUUUCUUCCGGUCCAUACGCUGAGGUCGUCGUGCGCCCGCUCUCUCUAAUGGGUAUCAAAAGUCGUGUCUUGGCCGCGCGCCGCGACUAUGAACUCCGCAAGCGUCAGACGCAAACCAAUCCUUCCCCAGCCAGCACCGACACAAACGCAACAACGCGAAAGCGGGGGCGACCCCCAGCGUCGACAGUCGCAAUGGUGGAAACGAGUGAAGCAACAGGUGCGAACGCCGGGGUGAGUGAUGACAAGGAGGCGAUUCGGACACUACAGGAGCUUGAGCGGGCUGUUUGGCAUAUCGCCGCUAACUGUGUCGUCUUUAACGCUCCGGAGUCUUAUUACCCCUUAACGGCUAGGCAAUUUGCCGUUGCGUGCAUGGAGAUUAUUGAUGGGUACUGCUUGCAGCGAGUGUUGGGUGCGUGA
Trypanosoma grayi is the source of this 1083-nucleotide messenger RNA. RefSeq lists its product as hypothetical. The coding region runs from base 1 to 1083 and encodes 360 amino acids. The transcript has a single exon. The record is from RefSeq and is a predicted model, not a curated record. Gene Ontology annotation, molecular function: protein binding. NCBI's taxonomy places the organism in Eukaryota, Euglenozoa, Kinetoplastea, Trypanosomatida, Trypanosomatidae.